AGCACUGAACACAAUAGUUUAGACUUUUUAAUAAUUAAAUAAACAAAUAUAUUCCUUCCGAAACAAGUCUUCUGAGCAUGCGCAGUGCUAAAGCGGAACUGUCCGUCUGUUUCCCUGGGUUACCAUCAACAACUUCGCUAGCCCACAGUAUCUUUAGUAUGCUAGCGUGGCUUUAGGGUCUCGUGUAUCAUUAUACAUCGGCAAAAAAAAUUGUAUAGAAUAGGUUAUUAAGCUUGAAGAGCAGCACGGGAGGUUAAUAACGUGUUUAGAGGCUAAUUAGCUCGAGCGAAUGAACCCCAGCUAGCAUUUUAGGAAGCUGUUUGCAGCUUUAGGAUGACUGAGCAGGAGUACGGGACUCUUGCUUAUUCAAAAAGUCCGAAAACAUCUAAAAGAACAACAUUUCAGGAUGAACUCCAGGCUGCUGUCUCUGCCAGGGCGAGCAAAGCCAAGACAGAUCAGUACUCCUACUCUGACGACUUCGAAGAAGAUGAAGAUGAUUUUUUAAACAGACUCGUUAAAUUAAGAAAAAAGAAGACAGAUUCUCUCAAAGCUGGGAAGAAUAAAGCCAAAAUCAUUAACAACUUUGACCUCUCAGAUGAUGAAGACAAACACAGGAGGACAAAGAAAGUUUCAUUCCUGAAAACACAAAGAAUCAGCUCUCCCUCCAACGGCACCACUGCGUCAGAGUCACAAGAAAAAAACGAGCCCCUAGACUCACACACGGCUGCACGUGAUAGUUCUAAUGGGUCAGCAUCUUCACAACGCUCCACAGAUGACGCACAGUUUAAAAAUGCUCGUGUGGAUUCAGCUGAUCCUCAGAUCACAAGAGAAAGCUCAAGUAAAUCUCUGUCAUACCAAACAUCAGACGAUACUCUCCUGGACAUGCCUUUACCGUUACCAUCUGACAGCAGCGUGGUGGAAACUCCAGGGCCAGAGCAAAAGAGUGGCUCUACUGCUGAAGAACGCUCACAGACUUCACAGUUAUCAACAUGUGACCUGAACCACACAGCUUCAGCAGAUAGUGUUUCAGAGAGGGAGCCACCAAGACCCAAACCCCGGCAAAGGACCCUCGGAUUGAGCUUUCACACUUCAGAGAAGCCUGCUGAAGACCUUGAGGAUCUCAGCAGGCCUCAGACUUCUUCUAUAUCAAUUCCUCUCUCAACUGAUACAUCUGGCACCAUAGCUUGGACAGAAGGAGACCACACAGUUUCACCCUCUUCAAAUAAGAGUGCACGGUCUGCACUCCUCACAAAGUCCACUGUUGAUUCUGGAUCGAAAGAUGGCUUUAUUUCUGAUGACAGCAAAGAGCAGGAGAGGAACUACUCCACAUCAUUUGAAGAAUUUACUGGAUGCUCAGGAGAUCCCUCAGCUCAUCUCUCUCAUGUCUCUGAGGAAUCUGUUGAAGCAAGGACUUUGAGUUCUCACUCUAAGACCACUCCAAGAUCUCAGAGUGCAUGCUCCAGGAAAGUGGAGUCCAAGUAUUUGGGAUCUCUCAAAGUUCUGGACCGUAAAGUCUCUUUACAAGAGUCUCAGCCACAAGAAGCAGAUUCCCUCCGAGCUGCCAUUUAUCAGGAAUGGCUCAAAAAGAAGAAGGAAAAGUCGAGGCAGAACAUUCAACUGAAGAAGAAAGAGGCUAUGUUGAAAGAAAAAAAGGAAAAGGAAGAGGAGGCAAAAAAAGAAGAUGCUGUUUCGUUCUAUGAGGCUUGGAAGAAAAAGAAGGCAGAAAGCCUCAAAUCUAAGGCAAGAGAGAAGGAAGCUGUGAUUAGAAAAGAACAAAAAGCAGCUGAGGAGAAAGAAGAAAAAAGGCAGACUGCUCAACAGGUGUUUGAGAAAUGGAAACGUGAGCAUGAUCAUCUGCUAAAAGAGAAUCACCGAAAACAAAAGGAGGCUGAAAAUGAAUUGAAGCUUAAAAACAAAGAACAGGAGGAGGCGAGAAAAAGGGACAGCAGGUCUGCCUUUUCUAACUGGUGUGAAAAGAAGAAAGAAGUUAUCGAUGACAAAUUCAUGUCAGAGCGCAAAGAAAUCAAAAAUAAAGCGGAGGAGGAGAAAUACAUGAAGGAAGAAAGAGAUAAAAUGGCUUUAGAGGUGUAUGAAAACUGGCUGGCAAGAAAAGAUCUAGAGCAGAAGAGACGCAGAGAAGAGAGACGGAUACAAGAGAUACUCGGAGACAGCCCACCUCCACCAUGGAGCCCCCCAAAUAAAACCAUACCGUUUCGAAGAUGACGAAUAAAAUGUAACAUAACACC
This is a messenger RNA of Neolamprologus brichardi, 2246 nucleotides long. RefSeq names its product microtubule-associated protein 9 (gene map9). Gene Ontology annotation, molecular function: microtubule binding. NCBI's taxonomy places the organism in Eukaryota, Metazoa, Chordata, Actinopteri, Cichliformes, Cichlidae. Gene Ontology annotation, biological process: regulation of mitotic cytokinesis; mitotic spindle assembly; mitotic cytokinesis. Gene Ontology annotation, cellular component: astral microtubule. The record is from RefSeq and is a predicted model, not a curated record.